Gaeumannomyces tritici R3-111a-1 is the source of this 3353-nucleotide messenger RNA. RefSeq lists its product as hypothetical. Gene Ontology annotation, molecular function: protein binding. The record is from RefSeq and is a predicted model, not a curated record. The transcript has 2 exons. The coding region runs from base 590 to 2680 and encodes 696 amino acids. Lineage: Eukaryota; Fungi; Ascomycota; Sordariomycetes; Magnaporthales; Magnaporthaceae.
GAGCCGCAAACACAGGGGAUUUGUGCUUCCAUCUCGCUAACCUGCUCACUUCGAUGGUGUUACCAAGCAAAACGAUGUAUGAGACGACAACUCCAGUCACGCGGUCAAUGGGUGUCUACAACCAGUGCGGCGCGCUUCAUUCGGCCCAUCUUCAUAUUCACAGCCUUUUUUGAAUGCAGUAUGGCGACUUACGAGUUGGUCGAUCCCCGUUGGUCGGAACUUUGUCGCGUUGAGCCUUGCCUAAGUGGUAGUCCAGCCCCUACUGGUACUUAUCCCUGCACCCUAUCACUCGUAUCUAAGUAGGUACCCAGCCCCAGUCCCAUGUCUCAUCCAUCCUUUCUGCCUUUUUCAGUAUCCCGAUGGCACCCAAGCCACUCACAUUCCCAUUCCACUAAGCUCCGGACCUAACCUCAGAGCCUGAGAAUGCGGCUAGUUGAGCCGCAUUGACUUGAGCCGCCUAUUUGUACGCUUUCUGCCACCGUCCCCUCGUCCCUCAAGCUUCUCCUCCAUAUCGCCCUUUCCACAUCGUUUGUUGCAAUGCCAACUUGGUCCCGAGCACUCCAGACAACUGCGGCGCACUCCCUGCGUCAUGUCCAUUCGUCGCCUACCAUGGGAGAUAAUAUCGUACAUUGUGCAAGACCUAGAUCUGGAGGACUUUGUCAGUCUCUCCUUGUCCUGUCGGCACUUCCAGUCACUUCUCCGUGACGACAACAUAUGCAGAAUCCUCCUCGAGUCGCGGCUCCCGGCAGCCCCCGAAAGCCAGUCGGCUCGCACUACGAAGGAUUACGCGCGCGAGCUACGCAAACUAGUCAAGCGAAGGGCCGCCAUCUCGUCGGCCACACCGUACCUUGUUGCCGUGGUCGCCGACGCUUCUGAGUCAUUUGUCUAUAAUGACGGCGUCCUUUGCUAUAUGAGCGAGGGACACCUCCGAGUGCUCGACCUCAUCAACUCAGCAACUAAGGAGAUUGCUGUUGACGUCCACGAACUUUUGCGCGCUAGCCCUGACCUACAACAACCCAGGAAGGGCCAGAACCACCAGUUCAAGCUAGUGCACUACUCGCAUGGUUUUGUGACCUGCCACUACAGCCACAAAAGAUCCAUCGCUGGCUGGAUAGUUGUCAUCAAUCUAGCCAGAGGCCGCGUUUUUAGCCACGUGCUCGAAUCGGCACACAAGCUCAUUGCUCGGAAUAACCAUGAGUUUCUUUAUUAUGGCACCCACACCGACACGUCGGAUACGGGCCACCGCCGCUGGGAGAUGCGGGGCUGCGACCUCCGUGACGAGUCCUGGUUUGAGCACAAGAUUCGUCUAACCGACAUUGUGGGCUCAGAGGUCAACACAAACAUCUGCUUCGAAGUCAUUGAUGACUAUUUUUACUGCGUCGCAAACCAGGCCCUUUUUGAGCGGGAGGAGAUCGCCUGGACGUCGUACUACACUUAUCUCAGGUUCCCCGUCAACCGCUCCAAGCCCCAGAACGUUGAGACUGUCGAGCCCGAGGAGAUCUGGCGCAGACUGCACGCCGAAGGACCAAUCGAUAAUCGCUGGACCUUUUUGCACCUGGCCAAAAACGAAUCCACUGGUGCUCUGACUGUGGUUGAGGGCCGCAAGGAGUGGAUAAACGCAAGCAGCAAAAGCCGCCGGACGUACUACUCGAGCGAACUUGUCUUUGCAGACCCAAGCGAGCGAGCUCUUUCGGAAGACCAGCCUCAAGAUCCCUUGUCAGGGUCAGGUCUUGGCACGUCAUCCAGCCAUAUAGAGGACUCUCCAAAGUCGGAAACGACAGAGUCACACGCUCGAUGCCCUCACAACGUCCACCCCGGUGACGACGCCUCAACCCCUUGGGCAUUUUCUAUCAACAACUCGCUCAUGCUAUCCUACCACAUGUCAUGUCAGAGCCAUCUGGAUCUAGUGAACGACCCUUUGCCAACCGACCCUUACCAAAAUCAGAGAUUACGUCUCAGAGUUGGGUCGAGGCGCCCCCGCCUCAAGUCAGAAAUGGGGGAGCUUGAGCAUACGCCCAGGAGCCUCUCGAGCAACCCCUCAUAUCCGGAAAGCGAGAUACACAAGUUGUACAAGGCUUCCGACGUCGCCCUCUGGCCUCCAGCCCACUGGGAGCAAGAGCAUGGCACUGCGACCGUCAGCGAGCUUUACAGUAUCCUCAGCCCGCCUGGGUAUCAAGGGGACAUCUCGGCGAUUUGGGACGAGAGGUCGUUCUGCUACGCUACUGGCCAGGGCAAUCGGACCAUCGUCUUUGUGUCGUUUGAUCCGUCGAUCCGACUGCGAGGAAUCAGGCACUGGCGUGAGGCCUUCGGGCAAGGGAGCGUGGCAGGGGCUGCAGCCCGCCACGAGCCCCUAUCUCAAGGUGCAUUAUUGACACCUGGCAUGCAGGAUCAACCGAUGGAGGGCCGCCCGCGCAGCCCAGGAUCAGGCUGGGAUAAGCAAGUGCCCCCGCCAAUACCGGAUAAGGGAAAGAGCAAGGCAGUGUGCAGCCACCCCGACAGCCCAACAUUGACUUCCGGCCAUGUCACAUCGCCUGCCGCGCCUGUCUCGGAAAUAGGACCUGGUGGUGCGGCGGGAGACGGCACAGUCGCAAGCGCAGAAAGUCACGAGCUGCCGAUAUGGAUGUCGCUCGAGGAUCCGAGGUACAGGGCGAUCCAGAAGGGAUUCCACUUCGCGUCAUGAGAUCGGCGAGAGGAGGGUGAUGGUGUCGCAUUUUACUUUUUCGUUGAUGCUGCGUUGCAGGCACUGCAGUUCCUUCUCUUUGCUUUGGCGAUGGCGUAUUGGGGUCCAAGGAAUAAAGCCAGUAAUUCAUCCAUUCCUCCGACUUGCACAUUCGAUAUCAUGGACGCGUGGAGCCCCCCUUCCCGGUGGCCAUGCAGUGCCUGACACCCCCCCUCUCUUUACACCGCUGCUUUUCCUGAAGAUGAUGAAUCACUACCCCAGGUGCAGCACCCGUUGUAACUGCACCUCUCUGGCCUGGAGAACGGGGAUGAUAUCCGCGGAAAGGGCGUGGGUCGCAGUGGCGUCAGGCAAAGCUGGCCUUUACGAAGCCGGGUAGGGGCAUUGCGACCUCGGAAGUGCGAGUAAUGGGAAGGGCAAGGCCCGCCUGAAGGUUUCUUGAUGCCCUUGGUCCCCCCGUGCUUGGCGGCUCGGUACGUCGUGGCGGGGUCAGAGUAUGGGUUGACAGGAGAAAGAAACGGAAGGCAGCCUAACGUGGGGCCCUGCUGCUAAAAUACAUAAAAUCUGCCUUGCCAACAGUCCACGGGUAGUGGCCAAAUGCGGUUAGGAGGAGUAAGAAAAAUGGGCAUUUGGGAGAGGCAGGGAUCCUAGGUUUGUGGUGACUUGAUGAGGCUCU